AUUUCAGGUCACAAAAAGACGGUGACCUGUCAUGGGCCUGGAAAAAACUGAAUAAUGAGCGAACAACAACAAAUAGUUUUUCCUCACGCAAUUUAGAGAAAAGAAAAAUAAUUAGUGCAUCGAAAGCGGCCGCAAUGCUGUCGCAAUACGUGGAAGAAUUGGAACAGGAUCCCUUCGAGGUGGAGGAAUUCAUCGAACGGCUCUGCUGGCGGACCAACAACGAAAUCGGCUCCGAUCAGUUCGAUCCGGACCUACUGUACGAGACGUUUGUCGAGACGAUCAAAGAUCUGAAAAUUGUUCAGGAACGACAGCAGCGAAAAUGUGACAAGCUUGAGGACGCCCUCAAGGAGGAGCAGAGUGUGUUCGUGAAGGCGAUUGACCGCUUCGUUGGGAAGCAUCAGAUCUCGGUGGAUUACUUCCACCAGUUGGAUGAGAAAAUCAAUUCGGUUGCUGGUAAAGUGAUUCAUCUGGGGGAACAACUGGAGAAUGUUAACGUGCCCCGAAGCCGAGCGGUGGAGGCUCAGUUGCUGUUGAAUCACAUGGGAGACUUCCUGACGCCGGGUCCCAUUGUGAACGAUGUCUACAGUGACAAAGCUAGGCUGUUUGAAGCGGCCGAUAUCACUCAGAAGCUGUAUAUGAUAUCGCAGGAUUUACCUGCUAGUAGAUUUUUGAACGCGAAGAAAAAAAUUGAAGGUAAAUAUGACGAAAUUGAAAUGCAGUUAAUUGAGGAGUUUGCGACGGCUCAGAAAAUGGAAAGCAUCGAGCGGAUGAAGGGAAUAUCUUCCAUUCUGUCUCAGUUCAAAGGCUACUCGCAGGUCAUUGAUGUCUAUAUUGAACAAAGCCAGGCGGUCACUUACGGCGGACGGGAUGUUUUCGAUGGAAUCGUCCCGCUUUGUCACAAAAAUUACAAGAUCAUACGACAAGUUUUCAACGCUCCCGAUCAGGUGAUGAGCAAGUUUAUUCUGAACAUCUACCAGCUGAAGAUUAAUCAGUUUGUGCAAACUAAGUUGGACGAUCGGAAGGACGAAAGCAAAUAUUUGAAAUCACUCUAUGAGUUGUAUUCUCGAACAUUGAAGCUUUCCAAUGAGCUGCAAGAAUUCAUGAAAGAGUCCGAUGAUGAUCUGUUGCAAAAGCUAACGGCUAACAUAUUUUCGACGCAUCUUAGCUCCUACAUCGAGGUGGAAUGUCGUAACUUGGACGCAAAGUGUCAGCUGGAGUUGAGAAAGUUUUACGAGAAUAAAAAUCAUCAAAAGAAACAGGUAGAACGCUUCCAGGAACUGCGACGAGACAUGCAAGCAUUGAUCGGUGCUCGGGCGAAUAUAAACAUCGCCCAGAUUGAAGAUUACGGAGGUGAAACUUUUUUGUCCGAAGAGUUGGCUAUAAAUCUUUUACAGCAGUCUUCUUGCGCAUUGGAGCGGUGCUGCCUUCUUUCCAAGGAGGUAGAUUUACCGAAACACAUUCUUAAAAUCGUUGACAUUUUGUUGCGAUUCUUGUUGCAUGAACAUGUUGAUUAUGCUUUAGACCUCGGACUGCAGGCGAUUCCGAUUGCCGAGUGCAAGUCAAUUCCACAAAUCUACUUUUUCGAUGUGGCACAGAAGUGUAAUACAAUCGUACAUUUGUUGGAGAAAACGUACAAUGCAAGUAUCAUUCCCAACGUGCUUUCCACUGCACAGUAUACUGAUUGCUUGCAGAAGAAGCGCUACUAUUUGGAGUCGAUCGAAAGCAAGAUUGAGACAGGUUUAGAACGCACUCUCAACGCUAUCUUCGGAUGGGUUAAAACCUAUCUACAAAAUGAGCAGAAAAAAACUGACUUCAAGCCGGAUUCGGAUGUUGACACUGUUGCAUCGGGAGCCUGCCUUUCGGUAGUCCAAUACAUCAACCCGUUGAUUGCGCUAAUUCAGCGAACGAUUGAUGGUGAGAAUCUGACCGCCGUUAUGACCGAGUUCGGUGUUCGCUAUCAUCGCGCCAUUUACGAGCACUUACAGCAGUUCCAGUAUAAUACAGCUGGGGCCAUGUGCGCUAUCUGUGACGUUAAUGAGUACAGGAAGAGUGCCCGUGCGUUGCAGGCUCCACUGGUGACGCAAUUGUUUGACGUUCUGCAUGCUCUGUGUAAUCUGCUGCUGGUUAAGGUGGAAAACCUGCAGGAAGUGUGCGGCGGGGAAACGCUCAACUAUCUGGACAAAUCAGUGGUAAUGAAUUUUAUCCAGCUUCGCAGCGACUACAAGACGAUUAAGAUAUCCAACUCACUAAAGGGAAUUUCCGAUCAGCGUACCGUUUAGGAGAGUUCUUUCAAUAAAAAAACAUUGCUAAAUAGAACUAUUGUUUG
Wyeomyia smithii (pitcher-plant mosquito) is the source of this 2326-nucleotide messenger RNA. It is a transcript of the gene Sec10, whose product is annotated as exocyst complex component 5. The coding region runs from base 135 to 2279 and encodes 714 amino acids. Lineage: Eukaryota; Metazoa; Arthropoda; Insecta; Diptera; Culicidae. The record is from RefSeq and is a predicted model, not a curated record. Gene Ontology annotation, biological process: exocytosis; Golgi to plasma membrane transport. The transcript has 2 exons. Gene Ontology annotation, cellular component: cytoplasm; exocyst.